Filobasidium floriforme is the source of this 1740-nucleotide messenger RNA. RefSeq lists its product as uncharacterized. NCBI's taxonomy places the organism in Eukaryota, Fungi, Basidiomycota, Tremellomycetes, Filobasidiales, Filobasidiaceae. The record is from RefSeq and is a predicted model, not a curated record. Gene Ontology annotation, cellular component: mannan polymerase complex. Gene Ontology annotation, molecular function: alpha-1,6-mannosyltransferase activity. Gene Ontology annotation, biological process: protein N-linked glycosylation. The transcript is spliced from 9 exons. Bases 1 to 1677 code for a protein of 558 amino acids.
AUGUCCGCCGUGUAUCUGGAUUCAGUGCCUCCGUCGCCCACCACCCGGAAACGACUAUUCACACCAAGCCGAGAAUCUUUCUUGAAGGAAGACCUGCUCGAUACUCAAACUCAUGGCGAUGUGUUGGCCGAUUCGUCAAGUUCAUCGUCCUCGCCGAUCGCCCGCUUACGACCAGUCUUGUCAGCACGGAGACCUGUCAGGACAUGUCUAUGGAUUCUGGGGGCCCUGGCGGUCUGGACUUACCUUUACACCAACUCGGCCCUAUUCUUCCCCCAAUACACUCGUCCUGCUCUUUCUCUGCCGCCCGGAGCAAUCUCGAUCGAUACCAUCGUCAACCUCACAGAACAACGCCUCUUGCAUCUUCAAUCCGGUUUCCGGGCAGAUCAGACCAAGGCCGAGCUCAAUGUAGACAUCCCCUACGUUUCCCUCCCGAACUACCGGGACGAGCUCAGAGGGUUCUACGAGGACUAUUUUGCGAGACCGCAUGACGACAAACACGGCACGAUCUGGGACGUGGUGGAAGAGCGUUUAAGCUUGUUCCCAACGGAUGGCAAAGGUAAAGGCAGAAUCCAUCAGGAAAGCGCAGGGAACAGCCUUAAAGGUGGCUUGCCCAAGGCGAUCUACGCUACCUCUGUGAAAAACGAUCUGCCGUUCUUCUUCUACAGCUGGGCAAAUGCAAACCUAGACUGGACGGUGUCCUGGUACGACGACCGCGCCAUUGCAGCCUGGAUCAAAGAAAAGUUCAAGGCGUACGAGGAGGUCAACCUGGAAAGACGAAGAAAGGCUUUAGCUCAGGCUUUGCAGAACGGCGACUUUGAUGAAGAAAAGGAAGGAUACGAAGGCAACUUGUUGGGCUUCAUAGAAGAAUUUAACGCGCUUCCUCGCGGAGUCUUGAGAUCCGACACAUUCCGAUACCUGAAACUGCUCAUGGACGGCGGAAUUUACACCGACAGCGAUACUUCGUGCGUUCGACCUUUAUCUGAAUGGCCUGGGCUACAAAUACCUUCUCCCAACGCCCAUAUCCUCUCGGACCCCCUCUUUACCCUUGCGCCGUAUCUCCUCUCACUGUCCCCGGACAAGAAUCCUACGAACCCGAAAUCCGAAGAAGAAGCGCCUUCCAGCCAACUCGCAAGCGGAAAAGCGGAUGCAGGGGUCCUGAACGGGGAAAUGCUACAAGAGGCCAUCUCUGCGAAUUUGGACGACGCGACCGAGCUGCCAGCGCUAGUACUGGCAGUCGAGUUUGACGCUCCGCACACUAAAGCGGAUUGGAAAAAGCGAGGGUACGCUCGGAGCAUGCAGUUUGUUCAGUGGACGAUGGGCGCACAACCUUAUCAUCCAGUGUAUCUGGACGUUGUUGGACAAAUUCUGCGAUACUCGGAACAAUUCCGGAUCAAUCAGACCGACCUAGGUUCCGGCACUGAUUUCAACAGGCGCAUCCUGGAUUGGACCGGACCAGGCAUCUUUACCGAUUGUGUCUUCCGGUAUCUCUUGAACCGGUACGGCAUACACCCGAAACAGCUGUCUGGAAUAAAUCACCCGGUGAGGAUUGGAGACGUCUUGAUCUACCCGCUCGGAGCGUUUCAAAGCAAAAGCUGGAACGGCUUUCAAGGCGACUAUCAGCUCGUGUAUCAUCAGAUUCUGCAUCGUUGGCACCACGACAAAGAGGGGAACAAAUAGGACUAGCACUUGCCACCCGACGUGGAGGAUCAUGUAUGAGCACACAGAAGUUACGCAUGUUCA